AAAAUUAUAAAAAAAUUAAAGCAACCUUUGACUUUUCAGAGAUUUUAAGUUUUUUAUGCCCAUCAAAGACAAAACGUAAGAAUUAUAAUAUAAACAAAAGGUGCUUCUUUCCCAUGAAUUUGCAUUUGUGCAUAACAUUACCUUUAAUUUCGGAUGUUUUGGUUCAUUUAUAUUUUCCCUAAGUGGACAAUAGAUGGCAGCACAAGGCAAGCACGACGUCACACAUUUCUGUAUGUUUAAGGAUCACUGCAUGGAUCCACAACAUCAACAUUUCACUUUCAAACCUAUUUGUUUAGUUUUCACUGUAAUAUUAUAGUAAUAUCAAUCAGUGGGUACAUUUUAAAGCAGGUUAACCUCCAUUAAACCAUCCAGCAUUUGUUGUGCUGUUUUACCCUGAGGGAGCAGUUAGACUGGUUUCUGUGUUAGAUAGAUCCAGUCAAACACUGACACUCCCUCCAGACUCACACGUGCUUUUGCCUUUAUAAGAGUUCAGGUAGAGCAAAAAAAGGGGUUGAAUGUUUAGACACGUCCCAUUAGGUGAGGGAGAAGAGAAAUGCACACACUUUGACAAUAACACAAAACAAGCUGCUGUCAAGACAGUCUGACCUACAAAGGUUGCAGAGGUGUGAUCAGUAGUGAAGAUGGAGGGCGUCCUGCAGGCCACGCUCUUUAUCUGUGUAUGUAAACUGAUGUUUAGUGUGGUUCUCUGCCUGCCUUCAGUCGUGCGUACGUACACCGCCGCCGGUCUGUGCUGCAUCUGCCUGCUGUUAUUCACAGAUUUCUUUAUCGCCCUGAUCCUGAUCUACGUCCGGAUCAAGGAGUGUUGGCUGACGCCUUUCCAGGUGUCCUCCGAUGUGAUUGCGCUUCGAUUCCUCCUCUUUCUCUGCCAGGCCUAUGGAGUCGUGAUGCUGUUGACUCCACCGCUGAUCGCCGUCGAACUGUUGAUUAAUCUUCUGCGCUCUCAAGACAGUAAAGAGGACGCGGAGGUUGAAAACGAUGCAAAUACGUCUCUCUCACAAACAAUAGGAUACAUCAGUUGUCUUUUUGUGUGGAUCAUGAGUGGGUUUUACAGCAGUAACAACUUGAUGCUGGGUCAGCUUUCUACAGAAAACUGUUUGGAAAGAGAGUCUUGCAUCAUGAACUGUCUUCCAGGCUUUCCAAUGACCCAAUCUCCCGGUCUGGAUGAGUUUUCCUGGAUCGUUCCGGGUAUGGUGCUCCUGUUGAGCUUGACGGGUGGACUAGGCCUACUGAAGACUAAAGCCUCUCAAAAAACAUUAAUACACCGAUGUGGGAGUAAGGAGUCUUUUGACACCAUACAGCGUCCCACAAUUGACAAAGCUGCUCAUCUGUACGCGUCAACGCAUCCAGAGAAAACACCCGACAGCUGUGCGGUUCACAGGGUUGGGUUUGUUUACAAUGAGGAACGAUGGUUCUGCCCGGAAAAUGUCGCCCUGUGUACUUACCAAACAGGUUUUGUUCGGCAGCAAAAUCUAGGAACUGGCCAUGCACCAUUUUCCCAGUACAAAACAAAACUUCCACAGGAGAUCACAUCAUUAGAAGUUGAUAAAAUGAAGCAUUGCGACUAUAAAAAGACCGAACCGGUCUUGAAUGAAACACUUGGGACUCAAAGAAAACAUUCUUGCCAUCAUGAAACGGAAAGUCCCUGCCUGGGGGAAGAAAUGUUAAAAGGACUUGUGUGUGCCGUUCUGGUUUGUGUUUUUCCCACAGUUGUUAGCUGUAAUGUUUUUCUUAUCUUAAACCUAGAGACUCUUGUGGUUCAUACUGUGAAACUGUUAUCUCUGUCAGCACACCGAGUCAAUCCUCUUUAAGUGAACCCCAAAGAUGUGAUAGUAUAUGUAUGACGUGGUACUUGCACAAGCACUGAAUAUAACUAUAUUCACUAAUUCGGGAACGUCCAUUUGGGCAUUAGAGAAUAUAUAUAAAUAUAUUUUUUAUAUAAAACAAGCAGUGAUCCAAGCCAGUCAACACAUACUGCUGGUUAAGGUGAGUACUAGUAAAAACUGAAAUAAAGAGGUGAGCUGCUAGCUAGAGGACUUGU
Messenger RNA from Misgurnus anguillicaudatus (oriental weatherfish), 2059 nucleotides. RefSeq lists its product as uncharacterized. Lineage: Eukaryota; Metazoa; Chordata; Actinopteri; Cypriniformes; Cobitidae. The record is from RefSeq and is a predicted model, not a curated record.